Molecule: messenger RNA, 956 nt
Organism: Meleagris gallopavo (turkey)
Lineage: Eukaryota; Metazoa; Chordata; Aves; Galliformes; Phasianidae
Source: RefSeq, a predicted model, not a curated record
GAAGGAUCAUCCUUGGAGAGCUCUCAGAAGCACCGCUGCGGCGUGUGUGUGACCUGGGCACAGCCCAGACUGACCUGGACAAAGAGGGUUCCUGUCCGAGAGGACGUUUUGGGGAUCCAAGCAGUUCAAGACUGCAGCCGGCUCUUUCCAAGAGCGGGGAAUUCCUUUGGAGACAACUCAGACUUGCUCUGAGAAGUUCCCCAUGGCUCAGCAAGGAGACGACUGCUACUACUAUUUCUACUCCGUCUGUCUGAAGGGAGACAGCUGUCCCUUCCGCCACUGUGAAGCGGCUCUGGGGAGUGAACGAGUCUGCCGACUGUGGGUGCAGGGUUGCUGUUUCCGGAAUGACUGCAAGUUCAGACACAUGAAAAUUGAUAAGAAGCGCAGUGAGAUUCCCUGCUAUUGGGAGAAUCAGCCGGGAGGCUGUCAGAAAGCCCACUGCCCUUUUCUUCACCUGAAGGAAUGCGGUGGGAACGCACCGACCGUACCACCAAGCAACGAAGCUGACCCGAGCGGCCUUCCUCUGAACAGCGGCCUUGCAGAAAGCCUGGAGAACCAGACAGAGGUUGAGGAGGCACCAGAGACAGUUGACAUCCCAGCUUCCUCCCAUGGCCCGGCUGCAACAAAACGCAAGCGAUCUGAGGAGACGGGCAAAGCAAGGGAAUUGCCUCGCAAGAAGAGAGUCAAGGGUGAGCACAAGGAGCUUGUUACAGUGCCUCAGCACAGUAAUGCUGUCACUUAGCAUUGUUCUGGGUCAGUUUUCCUUGCCCUGGACUAUUACUGAGUGCAGCUCCUGGGUUUCUUCGUUCCUUUCGAUGUGCUGUGGGUAGACAGAGAGCACUGUGUGGGAAUGAUACGAGAACGUGGAUUUCUCUGGAGGCACAGCAAUCUCUUCCUUUUACUCCAGAUGGACGCAAGGUGCGCGGGAGGCCUAUUGACUGGAAGACCACCUUCCC